AUGUUCGACGUCUUAACACUUGAUUCGCCAAAUAAUGACGAGCGCGAAGAUGCGACAACGAACGAGGAAAAUGCCUUCAUACUGAAGCACUGGAGACUCUACGAGAGCGGACAAGAAAGCCUCUCGACAGCCUCUGCCAUAACCAACAUUGGGUUUCUCGCGCUAGAAAGCGGAUACAUUGACGUUCAGGAGAUCAUCGACAGCUUUGGUGGCCCCCUCGCUCUUCUCCGCCUGACUAGCGACGACCACAAUAAUGGAAACGCGCGCAUACAGACUGUCCAAGGGAUACUGCAUCAUCUCGUUGGUCUCGCAAAAGACCAUACUACGAUGAAAACUCAACCUGCCUGGCCUAAUUUCUCGAAGACCGACGACUUCGGCAACUUCUAUGACCAAUGGACACGUAACAUGCGGGAUGCGAUACGUCGCGGAGUUGUCUCGUUUACCUUGGCUUUAACCUCAAUCAUUAUAGCCGACACCAUCGAGCUACUCGGCGACAAAACAAGCGCAGCGUAUACCGAGUUGACCAGUACCAGCAGCAAGCUGACGGCUAGUCUGGAUUCGAUCAUCGAAAGACAUAAAGAUUUGCGAACUCCGGAAUGGCCAGAGAGUGCCGACGUUGCGCUCACCUCGUUGGACCAGCAUAUCAACGAGAGCGCAUUGAGAAACCCGGUCCACCGCGCCGGCCGGAAACACCGGUGGAAGCUCGUCAGUUUCAACCUAUACAAAUCACAACCAGUCCUCUCUGGAGUCAUUCUAUUCUCGAUCAGCACAAAGCUUCACAGCACAUCAGUCGAUUAUGUCAAUGCCUGGGGCAUAAUAUUGCGCGGGGCGCACGUUUACUGUGCUUGUAAAGAAACCUUCGCGAUAAAAUCCUCUUGGAUUGAGAUGGAGCACUUGCUCGACGUCCAGCCGGAAACAAGUCUAUUUGUUGGCGGUCUCGAGAUAUCGCCCACCAUGGACCAACCAACUCCAAGCAACGAGACACCUGAGAACCGUCGACUGCGCCGUUACUGCAUCGCGACGGGAGCUUCCCCGGCUCUUUGGAGCAGGGGAAGGAGAAGCAAACCCCAGGUCGUGACCAGCACUGGUUCAUAUAGGCAGAACAGGGUCAAGAACGUUGUAAAGAUUCAUGAACACCUUGGACACAUCUUCGAGAAAGGCCAAUGGAGUGACGGAGACGGCCAGCGAAUGAACCAUAUGCUUGGAGAACUCGGCCGGUCGAACCAGCCCUCUUCAUCCGUGAGAGAAUGGAUGGAUUGCAUCAGCGCAGGCCUCAGUAGGGAAGAUGCCGCGUUACAGACGAAUCUUCUGGACCUGCAUCAGUAUACCCUUGUGCAAUUCCAACGACUGAAGGACUGGGUUGACCCCCUAAUCAAGGGGUCAACCCACCUUUACUACAUGACCAAGCCACACGAGGUGAAGCAUAUCGUGUAG
Anthostomella pinea is the source of this 1434-nucleotide messenger RNA. The record is from the annotation of a GenBank genome assembly. NCBI's taxonomy places the organism in Eukaryota, Fungi, Ascomycota, Sordariomycetes, Xylariales, Xylariaceae.